GGCGGGGCGCUGCCCGCUCGGUUCCGGUGCCGCCAUGGCGGCCGGAGCGUGGUUGGCGCUGUUGGCGGCGCUGCUCGCGGUAACCGGGGCUGAGCAGGAGCGGAGGGUGUCGAUGGAGUACAACCCCGGCUGGAACGGCUCGUCGGUGAACGUGCUGCACGUGCGGGCGGUGGGCUCGCGGGACAGCCUGCACUACRUCUGGAGCAGCCUGGGGGCUCCGGCCGCGCUCCUGGUGGCCACCAGUAGCCCCAGCAGUGUCCUGAGGCUGGACUGGCCACGCCUGCUGUCCACCAGCCCGGCUGGAGCCGUGUGGAUUGAGCCCCGUGACAGCGUGGUGGAUGCGGCGGCUGUGGUGUUCACCAGGGUAUGGGGGAAUGGGGGUGACCGCGUUCGCUUCCCCGGGCCGCUCCCUGUUCCAGGAAUAUCCCGAUAUCCCAUCACUAUCACGACACUAUCACGAUAUCCCCCCUCCCAGGUGACCGUGUUCCAGUCCCCGGGCCACUCCCCUCACGACAAUAUCACGAUAUCCCCUGCCCAGGUGACCGCGUUCGGUUCCCCGGGCCGCUCCCCGCACCGGGAAUAUCCCGAUAUCCCAUCAAUAUCCCAAUACCCUAUCACUAUCCCGAUAUCCCAUCACUAUCGCGAUAAUAUCCCAAUAUCCUUGUCACUAUCACGAUAUUGUCGCGAUAUCCCCCCUCAGGUGACAGCGUUCGGUUCCCCGGGCCGCUCCCUGCACCAGGAAUAUCCCAAUAUCCCAUCACUAUCACGACAAUAUCGCGAUAUCCCCCCUCUCAGAUUACAGCGUUCGAUUCCCCGGGCCGCUCCCCGUUCCGAUAUCCCAUCCCUAUCACGACACUAUCGCGAUAUCCCCUCUCAGAUUACAGCGUUCGGUUCCCCAGGCCGUUCCCCGUUCCGAUAUCCCAUCACUAUCGCGAUAAUAUCACGACACUAUCGCGAUAUCCCCCCUCAGAUUACAGCGUUCGAUUCCCCGGGCCGCUCCCCGUUCCGAUACCCCAUCCCUAUCACGACACUAUCGCGAUAUCCCCCCUCUCACAUUACCGCGUUCGAUUCCCCGGGCCGUUCCCCGUUCCGAUACCCCAUCACUAUCGCAAUAAUAUCACGACACUAUCGCGAUAUUCCCCUCUCAGAUUACCGCGUUCGAUUCCCCGGGCCGAUCCCCGUUCCGAUAUCCCAUCCCUAUCACGAUAAUAUCCCAAUAUCCCCAUCACUAUCCCGACACUAUCGCGAUAUCCCCUCUCAGAUUACAGCGUUCGGUUCCCCGGGCCGCUCCCCGGUGCCGCCGGGGCUCGCGCACGGCGCUGAUUGGUCGCAGCUCGAGUUCCUUCUGUCGGGGGUGGAGCCCGUUUCGGGAUUUUCGUCCUUCCUCUUGCAGAUUGUGUCCCUCGUCUCGUCCCCCCCCAACUCCAGCUCAAUUUCGGGAUUYCUGCAGUGGAAAAGCACCGCCUACGGCUCAGCGCGGCCGCGGCGCUCGGACGGGAUCCGCUGCCGGAGCGGGGCCCUGCAGCCGCGGGGUCGGACCCUGCCCCGCUCCGCCAUCCUUGUGGGSUUCUUUGGGGACAGCGAUGUCACCGUCAGCGCCCUCAAUGUCACCUUCGGGGGUGAGGAGGGYCAGGUCUACCGGGACACCAAAUACCUCAGCUGGUCGGUCCUGCUGGGUUUCGGGUCCCCUCCUGAGCAGUCUCUGUCCCCUCUGCUGACGGCGCUGGCGGCCGCGCUGGGGACACCCCUGGGUGCCCUCCUGGUGGGUGGCACCGCAGUGGCACUGAUGGCACCCAGGGGACACCGAUCGGACUAUGAACCCAUCAACUGAGGGGACACCCAUGGGUGACACUGGUGACACCGGAAUGGGGACAGGGACACACCUGGGUGACACCGGAAUGGCACUGGGUGACACAGGGACAGGGACACCCCUGGGUGCUCUUCUGGUGGGUGGCACUGCGGUGGCACUGAUGGCACCCAGGGGACACCAGUUGGGGGAUAGGGACACCCCUGGGUGACACAGGGACACCCCUGGAUGCCCUCCUGGUGGGUGGCACCGCAGUGGCACUGAUGGCACCCAGGGGACACCGAUCAGACUAUGAACCCAUCAAUUGAUGUCACCUGAAUGUCCCCAGGGUGACACUGACACCCCUGGGUGACACCAGAACUGGGAAUGGGAACAGGGACACCCCUGGGUGACACCAGGAUGGGGACAGGGUGACACUGGGACACCCCUGGGUGACACCGGGAUGACACCGGGACAGGGACAGGGUGACACUGGGAUGGCACCCAUGGCACAGGAAUGGGGACAGGGACACCCCUGGGUGACACCAGAAUGGGGACAGGGACACUCCUGGGUGACACCGGGGUGUCCCCAAGCAGUUUUGGGUGUCCCCAGGGUGACUUUGCGUCCCUUUGGGGACAUUUUGGGGACAUUUUUGAGGUUUGGGAUCUCAACCAAAUAAAUGGGAUUUUUUUAAGGGUGUCCAAUGGGAUUUUUGAGUGACCCCCAAAGGUUUUUUGGGGUGUCCCCAAAGGGUUUUGGGUCCCUUUUGGGGACAUUUUUGGGGUCUGGGGUCUCAACCAAAUAAAAAUAAGAUUUUUGAAAGGUGUCCACAGUGUU
Molecule: messenger RNA, 2623 nt
Organism: Malurus melanocephalus (red-backed fairy wren)
Lineage: Eukaryota; Metazoa; Chordata; Aves; Passeriformes; Maluridae
Product: glycosylated lysosomal membrane protein A-like
Exons: 6
Coding region: 35-1831 (598 amino acids)
Cellular component (GO): lysosome
Source: RefSeq, a predicted model, not a curated record